UAUACAUUAUAGCAUUGUUGUUGUUCUUAAUAAUUUGAAUUUGAAUAUUGUAUUAUAUUUAUAUAUAAAUAUAUAUAUAUAUAUAUAUAUAGAGAGAGAGAGAGAGAGGAUUGAAGGGUUUGGGAGGUCACGUGAGGGUGUGAAAUAUUAAUGCUAUGGGUAAUUGGUUUUGAUAGGUAUAUAUGGACAUAUAUUAGGGUUUUGGAGGGGUUUGAAAGGGGUUUUUGAUAAAGUGAAAAUAUGGACCAUAGGAAUUGGAAGAACCCGUGAACGGGUUUAAUUCUGUUGUGGAGCAUCUUCUACUACUAGUGCUGUAUCAAAUAUGUGCUUCCUACUUCUCUGGCCACAAGUUGCAAAACAACAAUCAAGAGUCACGAGACUCUUUCUAUAUAUAAUUGCUUUUACAUCAACACUCACCCAAUCCUUUCUACUAUUUUUUUAUUCUCUUCGUCCCCACUUCCCAAAAACUAUGUAGCAAAAAAUGGACAACCAAAACUGUCUUUCUUUCUAUGGUCUAUAUUAUUGGUAUCACAUGAAUAACUAUUAUAUAUAUAGCUUGUGGUAAACAGAGCAUGAUAUAUGUGACUUCCAGAUUGAUUUGCUUUAACUUAACUAAAAUUAAUGUCACUCACACUCAAGGAAUAAAACCAACCCAAUCGUAGUUGGAUAUGCAUACUUAUUUAUUUAUUAUUCUGCAAAAUUAAUUCUGAAUCAAUAACCAGCAACCCAACACAUUUGUUUUUUUCAUCAUAUAUGUACAAGAUCUUUAUUCAUGAAUAAAUUUCUUCAAAGCUUUCGAAAACCAAAAUUUAGACCGAACAAAGAAAACCCAUUUGGAUCGUUAUGGUUAGUGGUAUAAGGAGGUUUCAGAGUGACAAAAAGAGGAAAGUUGUGUGCCUUGUGGUUGUGGAGGAUCUGAACUGUGAAAAAACCACUUCACAAGGACAUUUCGUUUUGGCACACUUUUCUAGAGAAUUGGAGCCUCAAAAAAUGCACAAGUACUUUUAAGCAAAUCAAAAACUGAUUGAAGAUGCAUUUUGAUUUCCUUCUUUCUUUAUAUAUUUAACCUGACUAAAAACAAUAGAGAAGGAAGGAGUCACAUAAACAGCAUGAAGAUAUAAAUAGUUUUAACGUAAAAACGAAAAGGGGUAUAAAGUGGUAUAUCUGGACCACAUAAGAUUGGCUCAAAACAACAAAAAUGAAAUAGUACUGGAGAAAAAUAAGAGAGAGAAAACCAGAAAUUAAAGAGAUAGAUCUACUUGAAGAAUAAAGAAUACUCUGCCAGAUUGCCAUAGGAGACCAUCCAUCCUGUAAAAGCCCUUCCUAACCCUCCAGCUUCUCUAUGGACGAUGAUACUUUAAUCAACCAGAACUUGACACGUGUCAACCUUAUGCAAACAAACAGUUUUAUUGUGGAACUUUUUUUUUUUUUUUUUUAAGUAUAAAUUAAGAGCCUAUGCUAUGAAUUGGUCCUUGCCAGGCCAGCUUAUUUUGAGGCCAUUAAAGGUUUAACUCAUUCAUUCUUCUUUAUCUCUUUUUGCUCUUCAUCUUCCAUUAGUUUUUCAAACAAGGUCUCUGAAGGGGGAAAUUUUUGUCACUUUUCAGAGGAACUUAAGAGGAAGAAUUGCAAUAUUCUGAGGUUGCUGCUCUCAAAGUUGUAACUUUCUUUUUUUAUUUUUUAUAGUUGGAAAAUUUCCUAUAAAAGGCCUUUAAGCAUCAAUUUUCAUGGAUCACAUUCGUGGGUUUUUAGUCAUAUUGAUAGCAUUGAGUUUGAUUAUCCAAAAUUCAAGCAAUGUUGAAGGAAGAUAUCACUACCACAAGAAGCAGAAGAACAAAGGGUCCCCUGUUGCAACAUCCCCUGUUCCGUCAUCCCCUGUUCCAUCCCCUGUGUAUUCCCCUGAUCCUGACGACAAUGCUCCUCCUCCUCCUCCUCUUCCUUCAUCCCCUGAUAUUUCUCCUCCUAAAAUUCCUUCAGACCCUUAUCCAAAUGACCCUGGAACUUCCACUUCUGGAUGCGUAUUCGACGUCAUGUCGUACGGGGCGGUUGGAGAUGGUUCUGCCGAUGACACAGCCGCAUUCCUGGAGGCAUGGAAAGCCGCUUGUGCAGUAGAAUCGGGUGUUGUUUUAGCUCCCUCAAAUUAUUGUUUCAAGAUCACUUCAACAAUCUUCUCAGGGCCCUGCAAGCCAGGGCUUGUAUUUCAAGUAGAUGGGGUUUUGAUGCCACCUGAUGGGCCUGAAGAAUGGCCCAAGGCAGACAGCCGUAAGCAAUGGCUUGUGUUCUACCGACUCGACCAAAUGACUUUCAAUGGGAGUGGAACCAUUGAAGGGAAUGGCCAAAAAUGGUGGGACCUCCCCUGCAAACCUCACAGGGGUCCAAAUGGAUCAACACUGAAAGGACCAUGUGAUAGUCCUGCGAUGAUUCGUUUUUUCAUGAGCUCCAAUUUGGUAGUUAGUGGAUUGAAAAUCCAAAACAGUCCUAUGUUCCAUAUGAAAUUUGACGGCUGCGAAGGAGUUUUGAUAAACAAGCUGUCGAUUUCUUCACCAAAGCUUAGCCCCAACACUGAUGGGAUCCACAUAGAGAACACAAAAUCUGUUGGAAUAUACAACUCCAUGAUAAGCAAUGGUGAUGAUUGCAUUUCAAUUGGACCAGGCUGCUAUGAUGUUGAUAUACAGGGGGUCACUUGUGGACCAAGUCAUGGGAUUAGCUUGUUUAUAGCAAAAAUGUACCAAAGCAAAAAGUUUAACACACAAAACACAAUUUUGGUGCAGCAUUGGGAGCCUUGGAGUCCACAAUUCCCAAGCAUGUGUUUCGAACAUAACAGUUCGAAAUGCAGUGAUAAGGGAAUCAGACAAUGGGGUGAGAAUCAAGACAUGGCAAGGUGGAAUGGGAUCAGUAACAGGGAUACUAUUCGAGAACAUACAAAUGGAGAAUGUCAGGAACUGCAUAAUCGUAGACCAAUACUACUGCUUACAAAAGGCUUGUCUGAACGAAACAUCGGCGGUGUAUGUGAACGACGUGUCGUACAGGACCAUAAAGGGUACUUAUGAUGUGAGGACACCUCCAAUCCACUUUGCCUGCAGUGAUGCAGUGGCUUGCACAAAUAUAACACUCGCAGAUGUUGAGCUUUUGCCUCAUGAAGGAGAGUUGGUGGAUGACCCAUUUUGUUGGAAUGCUUAUGGGACUCA
Molecule: messenger RNA, 3185 nt
Organism: Ziziphus jujuba (common jujube)
Lineage: Eukaryota; Viridiplantae; Streptophyta; Magnoliopsida; Rosales; Rhamnaceae
Product: polygalacturonase At1g48100
Exons: 6
Coding region: 1725-3047 (440 amino acids)
Biological process (GO): carbohydrate metabolic process
Molecular function (GO): polygalacturonase activity
Source: RefSeq, a predicted model, not a curated record